Messenger RNA from Linderina pennispora, 1334 nucleotides. RefSeq lists its product as uncharacterized. The transcript has 4 exons. Bases 111 to 1334 code for a protein of 407 amino acids. The record is from RefSeq and is a predicted model, not a curated record. Lineage: Eukaryota; Fungi; Kickxellomycota; Kickxellomycetes; Kickxellales; Kickxellaceae.
CCACAUCCCACCAAACAACCAAUCUCUCAGCCACUUCUACCCCUUCCCUCAUAGCCCCCUCUUCAAUUACUAGCCACUCUUCAGCGAGCACCCACUUCUUGCGACCUACAAUGCGUCUUGUUGCUACGAUCUCUCUUCUCUCUGCAAUUGCUGCUGCGUCAAACUACCAAGCCAACCCGGCUCCCUCCCCUGCAUACUCGAACCAACCCGCAUACCCCGUUUAUUCUGGCGGCCAUGUGAUUCCGACAUACGUCCACGAUGGUGGCUACCAUACUGGUAAUGGUGGUGACCAUCAUGAUAGUGACAAGUAUAAAUCCAAGGGUGGCAACGGUGAUUACCAUGCUAGCAACGACAAUGAUAAGUACAAGACCAGCGGCAGUAACGGCGGCUAUCAUGCUGAUCACGAUGGCAACAAGUAUAAGGCCGACCACGAUGACAAGUACAAGGCCAACGGUGGUAACCGCGAUUAUCGCGCUGACAACGACAGUGGCAAGUACAAGGCUGACCACGAUGGUGACAAGUACAAGGCUGUCCAUGAUAGCGACAAGUACAAGACCAACGGUGGUAACCGUGACUAUCAUGCCGACAACGACAGUGGCAAGUACAAGGCCGACCACGAUGGUGGCAAGUACAAGGCUGACCACGAUAGCGGACAAUACAAGGCUGACCACGAUGGCGACAAGUACAAGGCCGACCACGAUGGUGACAAGUACAAGGCUGACCACGAUGGUGACAAGUACAAGGCCGACCACGAUGGUAGCAAGUACAAGGCUGACCACGAUAGCGACAAGUACAAGACCAACGGUGGUAACCGUGACUAUCAUGCCGACAACGACAGUGGCAAGUACAAGGCCGACCACGAUGGUGGCAAGCUGACCACGAUGGCGGACAAGUACAAGGCUGACCACGAUGGUGACAAGUACAAGGCCGAUCAUGAUGGCGAUAAGUACAAGGCUGACCACGAUGGUGACAAGUACAAGACCAACGGCGGCUAUGGUAAGGGUGGUUACCAUGAUGGGAAAGGCAAGGGGGACUGCACUACUAGAACUCCUCCUGCCCCUGGGCCAACGUAUGUUGCCAACCCUGCCCCAGCCCCUAGCUCCUGCCCCAGCCCCUGCCCCAGCUCCAGCUCCAGCUCCAGCUCCAGCUCCAGCUCCAGCAAGCCACUAUCAGCCAUGGUCUCAAAACCUUUCAUUAACACCAGGCAUCCCUUCAACCCACCCCUCUAUACUUUUGGCUUUAUGCUUUUCAACAAUGUCCUACCCCAUGACUAUGCCAGGAUUCUUAAUUUUGACGUGACCAAGCCCAUUUGCAGCGUUCCAUUGCAAAUGUAA